Messenger RNA from Candidozyma haemuli, 1218 nucleotides. RefSeq lists its product as uncharacterized. Lineage: Eukaryota; Fungi; Ascomycota; Pichiomycetes; Serinales; Metschnikowiaceae. The record is from RefSeq and is a predicted model, not a curated record. The coding region runs from base 1 to 1218 and encodes 405 amino acids. The transcript has a single exon.
AUGAAUCAGGAUUUCCCUCUGGGGCAGCCGUCUGACUCGUACUCGAAGAUGUUCCUGGCUUCGGCGACUUUGACGCCAGCCGGAGGCUUCAAGGAGCCUGCAAUCGAGUACGACGAACAAACACAAGCUCUGAACCAGCCUUUGGCGCCGCCUCGAGCCCAACAACCAAAGAAUAACUCCAUCAACUAUUCCUCGGCCCCGCCUCCACCUCUAGGCGUACCUAUAGUGGUCAAUUCGACGCCGUACGGGCAAUAUGGCGAUGUGGGCCAGCAAUCCACUCAGUUCUCACCAACACCACAAAGCAGAAAUUCCAUCGCUGGUGUUGCCCAGAAUCCUGGUCAUAACGUCCAUGUGGGGCAUGUUCCUCAGAACUUAAUGAAUAAUCAUCAGCAGCAGCAACAGCAACAGCAGCAUCAACAACGACUGUCGCUACUGCAACCACAGUUACCACAAGAGCAGCAUCUUCAGCAUCCACAACCACACACGCAAUAUCUGCAACCACAACCACAACAUCAUCACCAGCAUCAACAUCAACAUCAACAUCCACUCCACCCACAGCAUUCCCAUCCACAUCAUCACCAUCAUCAUCCACAGGCGCCCCUUCAGCACCACACUCCCCUUCAGCAUCGCCAGUCUCUGGUUCUUCCGCAGAACAACUUACCUGUUCCAGAGGCUGAGCUUCGAACCCAGGAUCAGUAUCUGCAGAUGCAACCACUGGUAAUACACUCUCGCCAAUCGCAAGACGAGUCUCACAAGACAAGGUUCCUUGAGCAGGAUGUGGAGCUCCUCAAGCAGCUUCUUCCAGCGGGCGAGAAGCAUAAAUGGAAGCAGAUUGCCAAGCAGAUCAACCGUCACAACCAAAUCAGCGGCAACGGUGAUGUGAGUGUCAAUGGAAGCAGUAAUGGAGUUGUUGACGGCAAUGGUAACGGUAACGGCAACACCAGUGAAAGCACCAGCAAUAGCACUAGCGGCACAGGCCGUAGUGGAACGCUGUCGUCGUUAGAACUGGAGGAGGAUCUUUCCAAUGGCCAAUCAGGCAGUCUCAACAGAAAGACCGUUUCGGCAACUUAUGUUGUGCGUCAGUACCAGCAGAUGCUAGGCUUUCCAAAGACGCUGGGUGCCUUUGGAGACUUGGGGUCGUCGUUGCCGUAUGCUGUGGCUGAGAAAGGGUGGGAUGAUAUUGACGAGGACGAAAUACGCAUAUUCAACGAGGACUAG